AUGGCCACUGUUGCUACUACCAGUACUAAGACUGUUCCUAACUAUCAAGAUAUAUUGGACGGUAACAUUCAUAAAAAGGUUCCGCUUGAAACAUAUAUUUCCCAAUUAGAACCACUUUGCAAAGCAACAGCCAGCAAAUUUCCAACAACAUCAACACCGAUUUCAACUUCUUAUUCCAUCACCGCAGUCAACCCCGAAUUUGAUCCAUUGGUCCAUUUACUGUACUAUGCCAAUGGAAUAACUGGUAGAGAUCAAUACAACAAUACACGUAGAUUAUCAUUGGAACAAUUGAGACUUUCAAACCCACAAUUGCAAAUUUCGCCCAUAGGAGUAUCAGAUCCAUUCCCAUUAUUUACUAAAGAAGCAAUCGAUAUUAUGCGUAGUGAACUAUUGGCGAAGGAGAAUUUCUUAAAGUAUGCUCGUUAUUGUCAUAGUUCAACCACUGGGAUGGAUUGUGUUGUGAGAGGAUACGUUAAGGAUAACGAAGGACAUGUCAACUGUCAAUUCAUACACGAUGCUUGGACUCAUCCAGCUACAAUGGAGCUUGUUUCGAAAAUGGCUGGGGUCGAUUUGGAAAUUGUUAUUGAUUUUGAAAUUGCUCAUGCUAAUAUUUCAAUGAAGGCUCCUGAAGAAGCUGAUGCUGAAGUUGCUAAACACGAGGCGAAGGUGGAGAGAAUGAGUGAAAGAAAGGAGUCUACAUCUUCAACCAGGUCAGGUGAUGAUAUUCGUGCGGUUGUGGGUUGGCAUCAUGAUUCUUACCCAUUUGUUUGCGUGUUGAUGCUCAGUGACACCACAAACAUGAUUGGGGGUGAAACAUCGCUCCGUAUGGGCAAUGUAUUGGACGAUGAAGACCAAGAGAUUGCCAUUGUUCCUGGUCCAAAGCAAGGUUCAGCUUGUGUAUUACAAGGCAGAUUAAUUGAACACAUUGCACCAGCGCCUCAAGGGUUGAGUGAACGUAUCACCAUGGUUACAAGCUACCGUGCUCGUGAUCCAGCUUUACCUGAUACUAGUGUUUUAGAUACUGUUAAGCCCGAAGUCAAUUUUGGGUCUCGGUAUCAUGAAUUUUAUCAACAAUGGAUCAAUUAUCGUUGUGAUUUAAUGAAGCGAAAGUUGGAUUUGAUUAAGCUCGGCGCUAUGGCUGAAAUAGACGGUGGCAAAAAGGUGUUUGAUAAAGACAAGAUGGUUGAGAACUUGAAAGACUUGGAGGAGUAUGCUAGAGUAACUUACGCAGAAAUGCUUUGUUGA
Molecule: messenger RNA, 1245 nt
Organism: Lodderomyces parapsilosis
Lineage: Eukaryota; Fungi; Ascomycota; Pichiomycetes; Serinales; Debaryomycetaceae
Exons: 1
Coding region: 1-1245 (414 amino acids)
Source: RefSeq, a predicted model, not a curated record